Molecule: messenger RNA, 1653 nt
Organism: Pestalotiopsis fici W106-1
Lineage: Eukaryota; Fungi; Ascomycota; Sordariomycetes; Amphisphaeriales; Sporocadaceae
Exons: 1
Coding region: 1-1653 (550 amino acids)
Source: RefSeq, a predicted model, not a curated record
AUGAGAAACAAACCUAGUUACAGAGUUAUGCUAAUUAGAACACAAGUGACAGGUGGUUCAGAGCAAGCUUCUGCCAAUACCUUGAUCCCUGCUGGCAUUCCAGAUCCAAAGAUUGCUACAAAGCGUAUCAAGAAUCAUAAAGGCAAGCUCCUAAAGGGUGCCUAUGAGUGGAUCCUUUCCAACAAUGAAUUCAAACGAUGGCGAUAUGAAGAUGAUCGCCGGCUUCUCUGGAUCAAAGGAGAUCCGGGCAAAGGCAAAACAAUGCUCCUCUACGGCAUCACUGAAACAUUGGAAGAGGAAAUGAGGGCUAGGAACGACCAAACUUGGGUCCCGAUCUACUUCUUCAUUCAGGCGACCGAUGAUCAUCUCAACAGCGCCGAAUCGGUAAUGCAGGGCCUUCUUGCCUUUCUCAUCCAGACAAGCCAAUAUCCACGCAGUAAAUACCUUGAUUCAGACAGCACUCAUCGUGCGAAUUGGAUCACACUUGUCCAGAAAGUCGAGGAGGUAUUGCGAGAUUUGGACGAGCGAGGCGUUUACUUGAUUGUAGACGCCCUCGACGAAUGUGUGACUGGACUUGACAAACUACUCCAAGUCAUUGUGGAACUCUCUGUAUCAACAUUGAAACGAUUCAAAGUCCUCGUUUCAAGUCGUAACUGGACAGAGAUUGAGGAUGAACUGAGCUGUUCGGAGCAGACAAUUGAGAUAUCUCUCGAGUAUUACAAAUCUUCAGUCGACCAUGCGAUUGGCUUCUUCAUUGCUGAUCAGGUCGCCUUGUUAGUGAAAAGGAAACGAUAUUCCGAUGAUCUACGAGAGAAGGUUCGAGGAUAUAUAAGUUCCAACCCUCGCAAUACCUUUCUAUGGGUUGCAUUGGUUUGCAAACAACUUGCCGAGCAUAAACUUGCCGACAGUACGUACGCAACGUUGAGAUCCAACUUUCCACCAGAACUCAAUGGAUUCUAUGGAAGGAUGAUGGAAAGCAUCGACCGGUCAUCCGAGGAUCCGGAUCUUUGCAAGCAGAUGCUCGCCAUAGCUUGUACUGUGUACCGCCCGAUCAAUUGGCGAGAGAUGAAAUCGCUGCUGAGGCAUCCCACACAAAACAGCCUUGGUUCUGUCAUUGGACUAUGUGGCUCGUUUUUGACCACGCAAGAGGAUGACAGAAUGCAGGAGGAUGACAAAAUCAUAUCAUUUGUCCAUUUAUCUGCAAAAGAUUUUCUCCUUGAGAACCAAGGUGCAUCGAGACAGAUUUUGCCGCAUGGAAUCACCCAUCAGCACUACUAUAUCUCCGAAAAAGCGCUCAAGAAUCUGUCUACGGUGCUCAGACGUGACAUCUAUGGUUUGAAAGAACCAGGAUAUCUGGCCAAGGAUGUCUCGCCACCGGAUCCUGACCCAUUGGCCCCAGUUCGGUAUUCCUGCGUUUAUUGGCCUAGCCAUGUCCUCGAAUUUGGCAAGCCAACAGCGCUGGAUGAACUCAACACCACUUCCCUACUACCUUUUCCGGACAGGAAAUUUCUCAACGAAGCAAUCAAGGAUGAUGGAAUUGUUUACCGCUUCAUCCAAGAGAAAUAUUACUACUGGCUCGAGGCUCUCAGCUUAUUGUCGGCAAUCCCUGAGGGAGUUGAAGCAAUGAACAGGCUCAAGUCUUUUUUGGUAUGA